Phialemonium atrogriseum is the source of this 2667-nucleotide messenger RNA. RefSeq names its product subunit 17 of mediator complex-domain-containing protein. Gene Ontology annotation, cellular component: mediator complex; core mediator complex. Gene Ontology annotation, molecular function: transcription coregulator activity. Gene Ontology annotation, biological process: regulation of transcription by RNA polymerase II. The coding region runs from base 224 to 2302 and encodes 692 amino acids. The transcript has 3 exons. Lineage: Eukaryota; Fungi; Ascomycota; Sordariomycetes; Cephalothecales; Cephalothecaceae. The record is from RefSeq and is a predicted model, not a curated record.
ACUAUCUCAAUGUACUCGGAGCUGUAGUUCGCAGCUUUCCUCGAAGAUAUAUGAGCCUGUCUCGGCCACCACAUUAGUCCACGAGGAUCUACCUAUUUCAUGACGGGAAGCACUUGCUAUACUGCCAUGCGAAUAUACGCGUUCCCUGACACACCGUGAACCUCUCUCGGCCUCGAUCGCAUCAGCUGCUUCGCUCUGGUUCCCUCCAAAGGAAGCCGACACAAUGGCAUCAGGUGCGGGCUCGCCCUUCUCCCUGCGGCCAAUGCCGGCAGGUGACAGGAAACCGAAGAAUCUCGCCGAAUUCAUUGCCCGUAUGAAUGUCCAUAGCGAUGGAUUCCGUAAUGUGCGCGAGGACGAUCUUCACAAGGAGAUCGAGGCCCAGAAACAUGGCGCUGGGGACUCGACCAACCUCGAUAGCACCGAUGGCUCCGAUACCGAGAACGACGCAGAGUCCUCCGUGGACCUUAGAGCUGCGCGAGACGAGAUCCUCAGGAAUAUCGAGAUUGCCCACCGCAACGCGAUGCUGACUCUCGAUUUCGUGUCGCUCCUGUUAUCCAAGGAAACUCCUGUACAGGCCGGAAUGACCCUCUCCCCGGAGCUUCGCGAGAUGGUGGGCAUCGGGACACUUGGCGCGACGAACCUGUCUGCAUCGAACCUCACCAAAGCGAGGGUGCAGGAGAACAAGCUGGUGGCGACAGGGAGGAAGCUAUUGGACAUCAACAACACGGCUGACUCCAUCCUUUCCGCGGCCGCGAGACUGCAGAAGGAGAUCAGCUUGGAGACCAAGUAUUGGGCUGAAGUGCUGGCCGUCAGCGAUAGCGGCUGGUCCGUGUCUCGUCUGCCACAAGAACCACAGACCAUGGGAGUCAAGUUCGGUUUCUCUGAAUCUGGCGCUGAGUUCAGGGCCAACAGCCUUGCGCCCAUGAGGAGGGCUGAUGAUGGUUCCGUUAAUCUUGACACGGGUGGAUUGGGUGGGGACUCAAAGCGGCUCCUGGUUAGCAUCGAGAAGGAUGGCAAGGUUGUCGGCAGGUCUUCUCUUCCUGAGGUCUUGUCUGAGGAUGCGCCGUUGGAAAGCCGCGUUCUCGAGGCACGCAACUCAAUCUUUGCGCAAGAACUGUGGCACGAGAUCAACCGCGAAGGCCGUACACUGCUAUCAUACAAUGUGCGACUGGAAUCAUCAGCAGUGACUUACGGUCUUGACGCCAACACCAACAUUGUUUUCAAGCUCGUCACCCUCGGCGAUGAGGCAGACUUGGGCGGCCCUCCGGACUCCAAUUCAGAAGACGGUAACGCCGAAACUAUUUGUACCGUUCUCUAUCUCUUACUCAGUUACGGGCACCGGCAGAAUGGCCGCAAACGGUCCCAGCAACCACUGCUUAGUGCCGCCCAGGGCCGACAGGCACACCCGCCACAUUAUCUCCUCCGGCCUAUCCUCGCCUACCUGCAUUUCGAGGGCUUGGUCCAGCGCUGCAUUCGCUUUCUCUCCGACCUGACUGCGAUACUGCAGUCCGCCGGCAUUACUACAGCUGCCUACACGAUAAGUGAGUCGCCUGUUACUCUCAGGUCUCUCUUGCCCGCCUCAGAGUCGCUGCUCGCCGUCUUGCUCGACCCGCUAAGCUUCCGAGCCGAACUUACCAUCACUCCGGAGGCACGUCUGGAGAUUGUGGGCCACACCUUCACGGCCCAGUACGUCACGGGCCAAUUUCGUGUCGGUCUUCUCCCACCGGCCGGAAUCCCCAGCGGACAGGGCGGGGACGCACCGGCCGCGGGCGACGGGAACACGCCGCCAGACAACACCACGGCGAACCCUCUCUUCCGCGCCUUCCCCCCCGGCGAUGGCUACCCCAGCCUGGACGAGGUGCUCAUCUACGUCCGCCAGGCAAUCCCCCGCGUCCUAGCCGACCGGUACGAGGGCCUGGCCGCGGAGUGGACGGCAGCGGCAGCGGCAGCGGCGGAGCGAGGCGGCCAACACGAGUCCCCGGAGUGGAUCGUCUCUAUCGACGGCAAGGCGGUGCGGGACCACGACACGGAGGACCGCGGGGUGCGGUUCGAGCUGUACGGGACGGCAGCGGCAGACGGGGACGACGACGACGACGGCGACGGGAAUUACGGCGACGACGGGAGCGACGGUGGUGGUGGCGACCCGUCCCGCCUGCGCGAGCUGCGGGUCACGGGCGACCUCUUCGCCGAUGGCAAGCCUGCCCGGAGGUCGUGGGUGUGGACCGCGGCUGGGGAGGAGGCGGAGGAGGCACCGGGGGGGAGGCUGGACGACGUCGUCAGGCAGGUGCUGCUCUGCCCCUGACCAUGGUAUGGCCCGCCGGGUUUGUAUAGCUAGGAUUGUCAGUCGGCAGCCGCCCCGGGGGGCUGUUGGCGCGGAGGAGAAGGGCCGGCGAGCCGCGCAGCCCAGUCUUUGGGCGACUUCGCCGUUGGUGAGAUCGCCGGGUCCAGGUUAGAGUGACCUCUAGUCAGGGGAGAACCUCACAUAGAUAUAUUAAAGCUGACAGCGACGUAUUUAAAUGCAGAACAGCCGGACGGGAAGUAAUCACUCUAUAAUUAAUGAGACAUCUCGAUCUGUUUGCAGUCGGACCGCAUGUACAGUACAUGUACAUUCAUUCGGGCGUAAGAGUCAUGAAUUGUUCCUGGUAUCUCUGUGUCUACAAAUUGGAU